Triticum aestivum (bread wheat) is the source of this 903-nucleotide messenger RNA. Its product is annotated as zinc finger protein ZAT11. Lineage: Eukaryota; Viridiplantae; Streptophyta; Magnoliopsida; Poales; Poaceae. Bases 195 to 596 code for a protein of 133 amino acids. The record is from RefSeq and is a predicted model, not a curated record. The transcript has a single exon.
CGACCUGCCCUCUCCAGACUCCAGUAUAUAAACACCAACCAUGCACACACCCCACACCAACGGCAUCACAACAGCUUCAGGUUUCUUUUGAGCCCAUCCUGUGUGCCUAGCUAGCUCCUUGCCGUCCCAGUAGUCGAUCGUUUCCCACAGAUUCCUCGGCUCCACGCCACAGGGUCCCUGUUCUUCGACUCGCAAUGACCAAGCACCAGAGAGCUGAAGCGGCCGACCAGCAUGCCGUGUCCCUCGCCCUCUCGCUCUGCCUCGGUGCUGUCGCUGACCGCAGCAAGAAGAUGCGCCGCGCCGGUGGGGAUCAGUUCGUGUGCAAGACGUGCGGCCGCUCGUUCCCGUCGUUCCAGGCGCUGGGUGGCCACCGGACUAGCCACCUGCGCGGCCGCCACGGGCUCGCGCUCGCCCUCACCACCGGCGAGCAGUACUGCUCCGUCAAGCCCAAGAGUAUUGCGGAUCUGAAGCAGGCGCACCAGUGCCACAUCUGCGGCCAAGGGUUUCAGACGGGGCAGGCGCUCGGCGGCCACAUGCGCCGGCACCGCGAGGAGGGGACGCAGGCGCCGCCAGUUCUGCUCGAGCUGUUUGUCUAGACUGAUCUCAGUAGUUCUAGACUUUAGUGCAGAUGCAGAGUUUCCGGCAUGCUUAUGCGUGCACACUCGUAGUAGUUACUCCCCCCGUUCGGAAUUACUUGUCUCGAAAAUAGAUGUAUCUAGAAUUAAAAUACGUCUAAAUACAUCCACUUCUGCGACAAGUAAUUCCGAACGGAGGGAGUAGGUGUUAACCAUUGGUUGGUUCAUUCCUUUAUAUGUGUACAUAUACAAGUGUGACUUCCUCAGAGAUUAUGUAAAUGGAUUCGUUCGUUUAUGUUGUUUCAACUGAACUAUUCUCUAUUGAUUC